This is a messenger RNA of Pyrgilauda ruficollis (rufous-necked snowfinch), 1179 nucleotides long. It is a transcript of the gene OLAH, whose product is annotated as oleoyl-ACP hydrolase. Lineage: Eukaryota; Metazoa; Chordata; Aves; Passeriformes; Passeridae. The transcript is spliced from 7 exons. Gene Ontology annotation, biological process: lipid biosynthetic process. Bases 144 to 899 code for a protein of 251 amino acids. The record is from RefSeq and is a predicted model, not a curated record.
GUGGAUAGAGGUGGUGACUCCCUCAGGGCAGACGAGUUCCGCAGAGAGACCUGGGCCAAAAGGAGGGCUGGGCAGUCGCCACUGUGUGAAGUUUUAUAAGGGGAAGUGCUGGUCUGCGCCUGGGAGAGGGUAACUCUCGACAAAUGGAAAAGCUGGUUGCUUGCGUACAAAAAAAGCCAGAUGCUGUUUGUAGACUGAUUUGCUUUCCAUGGGCUGGAAGUGGAACCUCACAACUUGCUCAGUGGGGCAGACUCUUCAACGACUCAGUUGAAGUGUUCUGUAUAAGGCUUCCUGGAAGAGAAACUCGUCUUGGGGAGCCUUUUGCAAAAGACAUGACAAGUGUAGUUAAUGAAAUUUCAAGUGUUUUGUUAAAAGAAUUGAAAGAAAAACCAUUUGCAUUUUUUGGUCACAGUUUUGGAACUUACACGAGUUUUGCCGUUGCACUUCAUUUGAAAGAAAAGUACGGACUGGAGCCAGUCCAUCUUUUCAUGUCAGCAGCACAUUCCCCAAAUUCUGCAGCAUAUCUUGCCGUCAAAAGCAUAAUCCUACCUGAUGGAAGCAAUGACCUUCUUGCAAUUAUGGAGAUUCUAGGAGGAAAUUUUGAGCUCCCACAUGAUGAAGACGUUUGGAGAGAUACGGCGCUUACUUUCAAAGAAGACGCUAGACUUUUUCAGACAUUUUCAUUUGAGAAGACAGAAAUGAAUACCCCCUUCUCUUGUGAUAUUACCUACUUUUGUGGGUCUGAUGAUAAAAUAUAUGAUGCAAAAGGUUGGCAAGAAUUAACGAGUGGUGAUACUUCCUUUUAUGAGCUUCCUGGAGAUCACCUUUACCUGCUGAAACCAUCUAAUGAAAGCUUCUUGAUAAAACACAUCACAAGAAGCAUAGAAAAUGGUCUAUGAGUAUUUCCCUCGAUUUAAUUAGCAGAAUGUGUAAGGUUAGUCCACAGCAAUUUGUAAUAAGUCACUUCUUUCUCUACAUUGCAUUCAAAGUUGUUCUGUUCCUCGUCUGUAAUCCUUUAUAAGGGGGAAUUUUCCUGAUGUUUUGAAAACAAACAUUGGCUUUGGUCUUAAAAAAGGUUUCAUCUUUUCCUUCUCUUGCACAUGUACAAACUCUUCACUUUAUUCCAUAACCUUGUUUGCAAAAAAAUUAUGUCUAUGUUAUUUUACUGUUAGAGCUUCU